AAUGGCGGCUCAGAAUUGAACGUUGAAGGCUUUAUAUUCAGCUUCAGCCUUCGUAGGUCUUGGAAUUGGCAGUUUAAAUUGAAGAAGUUUCCGGAAUGCAGUUUAACGUUGAGUAAGUUAAUUUCAUUAUGUUUCGUUUUCUUUGUAGAACAGCAAGAAAAGUAAUUGCUGAUAGGGAUUUUGCUCUGAAUCUCACAACUACUCAACUAGGUUUUUCUCAAAAUAAGAUUUUCCCUCUUAGGUUUCUUUCAUCAUCUUCGCAUGUAGAGAAGAGAUCGUUCAAAACUAAACAAAGUGAACAGGAAGAGUCUUUUACAGUUUCAUACUUGAUAAACUCAUGUGGGUUGUCUUUAAAAUCUGCUGUUUCUGCUUCUAAGUAUCUUCAAUUGAAGAACACUGAAAGAGCGGACUCAGUCCUUAGGUUUCUCAGCAACCAUGGUUUCUCCAAAUCCCAGAUCUCUAAGGUUGUGAGAGGAUGCCCACGAAUCAUUUCAAUUGAUCCUGAAAAGAUACUUUCGCCCAAGCUUGAGUUUUUCCGUUCUAUAGGGGUUUCAAGUAGUGAACUAGCAAUGAUCAUAGCAAAGAGUCCAACAUUGUUAUGUAUGAGUUUAAAGAAUCGUCUUAUCCCCAAUUAUAAUUUCGUCAAGAAUGUUGUGAUUCAUGACGAAAAAAUUGUCACAUUUUUGAAGCGCACGGGACGGGGACUUUUACUGGAUUUAAGGAGUAAAAAAUUUGGUCCAAAUAUAGCUCUUUUGAAAGAUAUUGGUGUGCCUCAAUCUCAAAUUUCUUAUUUGGUGACUAAUAUGCCAGGCGUAGCAUGUUCCAAACAUUCUAAAUUUUGCAAGGUUGUCAAUGAGGUUAAGGAAAUGGGAUUUAAUCCCACCCAAACUAUGUUUGUUAAGGCAGUUGGAGUAAUAAGCCAAUUGAAGGAAUCAGUUUGGGAAUCUAAGUUAGAGGUUUACAGGAGGUGGGGUUGGUCCGAGGAUGAGACUCUCGCUGCUUUUAGAAGGUUUCCUUAUUGUAUGAGAAUAUCUGAGGAGAAGAUUACAAGCGCUAUGGACUUCCUUGUGAAGAAAAUGGGUUGGCUGUCGCGAGAUAUUUCCAAAAUGCCAAUAGUUUGCACAUUCAGCAUAGAGAAGAGGCUUGCCCCGAGGUGUUUGGUUAUUCAGGUUCUGCUCUCCAAAGGAUUAAUCAAAGAAAAUAUGCGUCCAUGCAGUUACUUAUGUCUUGGGCAGAGCAAUUUUAUUAAGAAGUAUGUAACAAAAUUUCAAGAAGAAGUUCCUGGGUUAUCAGAUGUAUAUCAUGGCAAAAUCAAUCCAGUGGAUGCCUCCCCUGGAUUUCAGAGGCAUUUGAAAUAAAACAGUGUUGGAUCUGUAGUUCUUUUACGCUAGGAUGAAUGUUUUGUGAUGAGACCAUCAGAUAUGUGGUAUACAAUAAGAAAUCCAAGGGAGGCAAGUAGGGGACUUUGAGUUGUAAAAAUAAGAUUCCGGUGAGUGAGAUGUUAAAAGCUGAGUGAGGUGUUAAGAAUCAGUUAUUGGGUGGACAGAUGGCAGUAAGGGAUGGGAUAAGGGAAGAAUUCUAUUAGGAGGAAAAGAGAAUUAAAAGGGAGGCAAAAGAGAGGAAGGGAUAUCAGAAAAAUAUAUGGCAAACAGGGGAGGAGGCUGACCCUCAAAGUUCAGCUGGGAUGGGAAUAAUUUAUGUUAACUUUAUUGUUUUUCUUUUAUGUUGAAUUAAGGAUUGACUGAUUCCAAUUCUUGGUUCAGUUUUAUUCCUUAUCUUUGUUAAUAUAUAAAGGUCAGUUUGCAUUUCCGGUUUACUAUUGUCAAUUCUCCAUUUUUAUCGCUUGAAGUACUGGUUCUUUUAUUGUCUGAAUUGUUUGAACACGCGGGGAU
Molecule: messenger RNA, 1892 nt
Organism: Pistacia vera
Lineage: Eukaryota; Viridiplantae; Streptophyta; Magnoliopsida; Sapindales; Anacardiaceae
Exons: 2
Coding region: 129-1358 (409 amino acids)
Biological process (GO): regulation of DNA-templated transcription; chloroplast organization
Cellular component (GO): chloroplast
Molecular function (GO): double-stranded DNA binding
Source: RefSeq, a predicted model, not a curated record